Molecule: messenger RNA, 634 nt
Organism: Lingula anatina
Lineage: Eukaryota; Metazoa; Brachiopoda; Lingulata; Lingulida; Lingulidae
Source: RefSeq, a predicted model, not a curated record
CCGUGCGCUGGGAAAGACAGUGGUGCUGACCAAUACUGCGGAGACCGCCGGUAGGAGUAUGAAUAUGAGCAGAUUCAAUAUCAUAACUGCAGUGGCGGCGUUUGUCGUCCUGUCUGCGACGACGUGUGCCACGGGGAUGGGAGGUAUCUGUCCCAACUUUGAGGUGUUGCCAGGCUACGGUGAGGUGUGUGUGUCCCGGUCUAUGGCCGAAAGCUGGGACCAGGCGGUGUACCGGUGUGCCAAGAUGUGCGGACGGCUGUUCAUGCCUAAAAAUCCAACGGAUGACCACGUGUUGGGAACGAUACUGAACAGAGAAGCUUCGACCAUAAAACUUUCAUACAACAAGCGGGUAUGGUUAGGCGCCUACAGUAAAAACGGCAGUGCCCCCGUCUGGUCGGAUUCAACCCUGAUGGAGAGACCUACCCUCGCGUUCACGUCGUCCAGGUUAGGCUGUUCGGCACUGACGGCAUACGUAGAGCCCUACAGAAGAACGGAGGACUUUGUCGCCGGCAACUAUUCUUGCAUCGGGCCGGAAACGGGCCAUAAUUUUGUGUGUAUGAGAAGUAGCAGCUACUCUGUACCAAAAGGUGGGAGAAACUGGGUCUCGCUCCAUCAAAGUGUGAUUGGAAAAUAG